Molecule: messenger RNA, 1980 nt
Organism: Aureobasidium uvarum
Lineage: Eukaryota; Fungi; Ascomycota; Dothideomycetes; Dothideales; Saccotheciaceae
Source: the annotation of a GenBank genome assembly
AUGUCUGCCGCCAUGGACACAUUCGUGCAAAGUACUGCCAUGAAAGUGGACUGGACGCAGCGUCAGAGCGUUGUUGACCGACUUCGCCAAUGGAUCCGACAUCGAUUUGUUCCUGCAGUCGGCCUCUCAACACCGAACGAAUUGACAGACUGGGAAAACACAGCUCUGGAACGUUUGGCAAAGCAAAGAAUUAGACACCUCCUCGAUUAUGUCAAAGCAUGGCCACAUUCUACCGGAGCAAUACUGGACUUGAGGGAAUGUAUGCACUCGUCAGAAGUCAAAGUCCUGAUAGCGACCUCGUUCACGCGUCAGCUAAGUCUUCGCAUGUUACAUGCUGGUGUGACAACAUCAGAGCUACUUAGCAUCUAUAUCAAUGUCAUCAUGGCGUUCAAAACCCUGGACCCCCGAGGUGUACUUCUGGAUAAGGUGGCUGUACCUUUACGUGCCUAUCUGAGACAUCGUGAAGACACCGUCAGAAUCAUCGCAGCCAGUUUCCUGGCAGACGUUGGCGAGGGCGAUGACUAUACCAACAGUUCGGCCGAAGAGAUAUGCAUCGACCUUGCUAGAGAAAUCAAUCUCUCGGAGGGCCAAGCGCUGCACGUAGAUCACAAAGGUCUGGAUUGGGACGACAUGGAAUGGAUGCCGGAUCCCAUCGAUGCAGGACCUGGUGAGUUGUCUUACUUUGGGAAACAGCAGCGUGCUAACCAUCUUAUCUACNNAGACUACAAGAAAUCCAAAAGCGAGGAUGUCAUGUCGUUUAUGCUUACUCUCUUCGAGCAAGCUGAUUUUAUCAAAGAAGUCCAAUCGCUACUGGGAGAACGAUUACUGAGUGUGGGCUACGACGAUACCGAACUCGAGAAGGAGGUUAGUAUUCGAUCGGAAAUGCUCUUGUGUGUAGCCUUGUACUUACUCGACUCACAGAUUCGUCUCGUCGAGCUCUUCAAGACAAGGUUCGGCGCCGAUCGUUUGCAGUCAUGCGAGGUCAUGUUACGCGACAUACAAGACUCGAGACGCAUCAACAAUACCCUUCGUCCAAAGGACAACUUUCCAACGGCCCAGGAAGUGCAUGCUGCCAUCCCUGACUCUGGUAUCAAAAGUCAGGCGCUCAUUGGCAAGUUCAACACACGUGUGCCACGGACAGACUUGGCUGGCCACAAGUUUAUCGCUUUGAUCAAAUCCGUGGCCGUUGCAGAACAAGGCUCAGACAUACUCUAUCCAUCACCCGACCUACCGAUGUUUGAGUCUACUGUCAAUGCCGAGUUAUCUGCAGCCUUUCACACUCAAAUUCUGUCUUCGUUCUUUUGGCCGAGUCUUCGGGAAGAUGAUUUUGCUGUGCCCGCCCCUAUCUCCACCCUGCAGAAGAACUUCGAGCAAGACUUUGAACGUAUCAAGAACUUACGCAAGUUACACUGGCUAUCUGCGCUUGGAAAGGCCACGGUUGAGCUCGAGCUGGAGGAUCGCACUGUGAAGCUCGAAGGAGUUCAGACGUGGCAAGCGAGUGUCAUUUAUGCAUUCCAAGAUGAUGACCAAGACAUGCCAGCAUCAAAAACAGUACAACAAUUGGGAGAGUCGCUCCAGAUGGAUGAGGUGCUUGUACGCAACGCGCUUGCAUUCUGGAAGGGCCAUCAAGUCCUAGUCGAGGACGAGCCGGACGUCUUCACUGUCCUUGAGCAGCUUCCAUCCGCCGACCAAAAGUCUACCGUUGGCACUUCAGCACCCAUACAGGCCGACACCGUCAUCUCAGCAGUCAAGUCUCAAGAUGCUGUGCUCCAAGACAACAAGCCAAUGUACGAGAUGUUCAUGAUGGGUAUGCUUACGAACGGAGGUGCCAUGGAUGCGGCACGUAUUACGAUGAUGAUGAAGAUGGUCGUCCCUGGCGGCUACAACUUUGGUGAGGACGAGACAAGAUGGUUGCUUUCUGGCUUGGAGGAGCAGGGCAAGGUAGUCGUCAAUGGCAGCAGCUACUCGGUGAAGAAAUGA